Panicum virgatum (switchgrass) is the source of this 954-nucleotide messenger RNA. RefSeq names its product putative germin-like protein 12-4. NCBI's taxonomy places the organism in Eukaryota, Viridiplantae, Streptophyta, Magnoliopsida, Poales, Poaceae. Gene Ontology annotation, cellular component: cell wall. The record is from RefSeq and is a predicted model, not a curated record. Bases 77 to 757 code for a protein of 226 amino acids. Gene Ontology annotation, molecular function: manganese ion binding. The transcript has 2 exons.
CAAGUUCUCUGACACAACCUGCAGCCUCCUAGCUAGAAUAAAGCAUCCUCCUGAAGAAGUGAAGAGGUAGCCAGACAUGGCCUCCUCCAAGUUGUUUCUUCACUUUGUUCUUCUCGCCUUGAUCGCUUGUGGGGCCGUGGCUUCGGAUCCCAGUCCUCUCCAGGACUUUUGUGUUGCUGACAAAGACUCACCUGUACGGGUCAAUGGGUUACCAUGCAAGGAUAUGAAGGAUGUGAAGGUAGAUGACUUCUUCCUUGCAGCUAAUCUGGACAAGCCAAUGGAUACUACUCUGAAUAAGGUCAAGUCAAACGUCACCCUGAUCAAUGCGAUGAAACUCCCAGGUCUGAACACCCUCGGCAUCUCCAUGGCAAGGAUUGAUUACGCUCCUCGAGGACAGAACCCUCCACACACACACCCCCGCGCCACAGAGAUCCUAACAGUUCUUGAGGGAUCCCUCUAUGUUGGCUUCGUCACAUCUAACCCUGACAACAAAUUCUUCAGUAAGAUGCUCAACAAAGGAGACGUUUUCGUGUUCCCGCAGGGCCUAAUCCACUUUCAGUUCAAUCCGAGCUAUGACAAGCCAGCUGUUGCCAUCGCUGCACUGAACAGCCAGAACCCUGGCGCGAUAACCAUUGCCAAUGCUGUAUUUGGAUCCCACCCACCAAUCGCAGAUGAUGUUCUUGCUAAGGCUUUUCAGGUGGACAAGAAGGUUGUGGAUUGGCUUCAAGCUCAGUUUUGGGAAAAUAACCACAACUAAGUUAACAUUUCUUGUCAUGGUUUAUGUUUAGAUGUGUAACCAAAACUGUGCGUGCUUGAUUUUUCUAUGUGAUGUAGCAAACUGGUUAAGUUAUUUAUUUAUUUAUUUUCAGAUUGCGCAAAACAAUAAACGUCCUUAUUUGUAAUAUCUAAUGAUGUAUUGAUUAGAGUGCUGUUAAAUUAUUAUAUGCUUUGUUC